CUGGCCUAGAGUUAUUUUUAUAGAAGUGGUAGUAGAAGUUUAAAUAUGCUUGUUCAGGUUUACACAUUUUGUUAUUGUUAAAUUUAGGAUGACUCGCAGUUUGGAACCACUGGCAAAGAUGAUCUUUACAGGAGUUUUAGUAACUCAACUUGGAGCCUAUUUUGUGUUGGCUAAGAUGAACACAAGCCAAGAUUUCAGGCAAACAAUGAGCAAGAAAUUUCCCUUCAUCUUGGAAGUUUAUUACAGAUCCAUUGAACAGUCUGGAAUGUAUGGAAUCAGAAUACAAGAUCAAGAAAAAUGGUUGAACAGCAAAAAUUAGAAGUAGAAUUUUAAUGUAUAAUUUACAUUAAUAACUCAUUUCCUUUGCUUUUUACUUUUAUGAGUGGUUUUCAGCCUCCUCUUCCUGAAAUUUUUCUUUUUCUUGAUGAUACUUUUCACGUCUUUGUUGUGUAGCCAGUCAUCACGUUCAACCUCUCAUUUAAGCUGUUUGAGACCUUUAGGAGGAGAAUAAAGAUGAGCCUACUACUACAAUGAAGACUCUUGGCGGUCACACGGAACAUCCUGCUAAGUAACAAGAACUUCUGGCCUGUGAUGGCCUGCACUUUCUCACCCAGUAUGCAAAUCCACUGCUCUUUUGUCGCUUUUCUUCUGUAUUUAUUGUGAAAGACUAAUGUCUAAUAAAUAAAUGACUAAGAAAGGAAAAGGAACAAAUGCCCUAAAGAUUUUCUUUCCUCUGAUUACUUUUAUUGGUGAAAGAAUAGAAACCAUAACCAUAUCAGAAAUAUGUCUUUAAAGUUAUAAAAUUACUUAGCAAACUCAUCCUACAUAAAAAUAGCCUGCCUUUCUAAAAGAAGCUUAAAUAAUCAUUAUUGUCUGUAGUCUUUUUUGCUGUGGUCUAAAUACUUUUUAAUUCUUCAUGCUCUCCUAAGAGGGAGAAGAAAAAGCCAUUCUUUCCAGGUUAGAAAGUACCAUAAAAAGGUCCUUCAAAAACAGCCAUAUCUUCGGAAUUUUAAAGUCAAGUCUAUUUUUAAAAACGUCAAUAAAAAAUUUAGGUUGCUUACUUGCAUUAUCUUUGUUUGCCAUGGCAUUCAUGUCAGUGUUAUCAAACUUGGACAACAUAUUUUCAUCCAAUAGGUGGCCAAACUUUAAAAAAAAAAAAAAAAAGGGUAAAUUUCUUAGGAAACUUAAA
Molecule: messenger RNA, 1189 nt
Organism: Microcebus murinus (gray mouse lemur)
Lineage: Eukaryota; Metazoa; Chordata; Mammalia; Primates; Cheirogaleidae
Source: RefSeq, a predicted model, not a curated record